Messenger RNA from Vanessa atalanta (red admiral), 3558 nucleotides. It is a transcript of the gene sbr, whose product is annotated as nuclear RNA export factor 1. Gene Ontology annotation, cellular component: nucleus; cytoplasm. Bases 225 to 2042 code for a protein of 605 amino acids. The transcript is spliced from 10 exons. Gene Ontology annotation, biological process: poly(A)+ mRNA export from nucleus. The record is from RefSeq and is a predicted model, not a curated record. Gene Ontology annotation, molecular function: protein binding; RNA binding. Lineage: Eukaryota; Metazoa; Arthropoda; Insecta; Lepidoptera; Nymphalidae.
UAUACCUGUAUACUGCCGACGCCAUUGUUUCGUCCCCAAAACGAGAAAAUUAAGAAUAAGGAAUUAAAUCCAACUAUAUAUUUUAUAUAAGUUAUUUGUACAUUUUAAAUUUCACUCAUACAUUAUUUAAGUUUAAAUAUAAUUUAUUAUACUCUUCGUUCGUUGUAACACGUUACGUCAAAGUGGAAAAUUCCCUUAAUAUUAAACGUGUAUUUUUUGUAAACAUGCCUAAACGUGGAGGAAGGAUUAGAAAUUGGAAACCUAAUGAACACUUUGAACAUGAUGACCGUAUUCAAAGUAAUAACACAAGGCGUGUUAGUUUUAAACCUGGAACUAACAAAGGUAAAAACAAAUUCAAUUCAUGGAAUAAUGCAUCGCAUCUUUUGUUGGAUGGUGAUAUUGACAUGGGAGCAACCGCCGGCCAGGGUCCAAACAGAAAAGGUUUUCGUGGCAGAGGAAGACUCAGCUCACCUGCACCGAGACCAGCUUCAAAGAAAAAGUUUUUACCUGGCCUGUUACCUUGGUAUCAGAUAAUAAUACCAUAUGGAGCAAAACAUGACAAAGAUGUCGUUCUACGAGCACUGCUGGGCUUUAUCUCACCAGAAGUAUUCAUUCCACAUUACUACAAAAUAAAUGGAAAUGCAGCAGUGUUCUAUGUUGAUGAUGUUAAAAUAGCAGAGAAACUGUUCUAUGCAGACCGAAAAAUAGCUAUGUCCGAUGGAUUCAAGCUUGUCGUAAUUGUGAGGAAUUCUGUACCAAACAUUAAUGUUGAUGCUGGUAUGAAGGAGAAAAUGAAGCUUGCUAUGGCAAAAAGAUAUAAUCCUGCAACCAAAGCUUUGGAUUUGACAAAAUUCCAUUCUGAUCCAGAUUUAAGCGAUAUAUUCUGUGCGCUGUUCCGUCCAGUAAUCAUGUUGGCAGCAAUUGAGAUCAUGGCAGAAAAUAUUCCUGACUUGGAAGCUUUAAACUUAAAUGACAAUAAGCUUCAUGGAAUUGAACACAUGAAGAUUUUAUCCACAAAAUUAAAAAAUCUUAAAAUCUUGUACUUGGGUGACAACAGGAUACCAUACCUAGGUUCCAUCGACCCCUUGAAGCCACUUCAGCUUGUGGAGUUGUACCUUAAAGGAAAUCCUCUGGUGAACAGGUUCAAUGACCAUGAUAUUUAUGUCAGCGACGUCCGGAAGAAAUUUCCAAAACUGGUGAGAUUGGAUGGCGUGGAUCUUCCUCCAGCGAUCGGCUUCGACGUUUCAGAAGAUGUGACGCUUCCUCCGAGUCAGCAAUCGUUCCUUAUAGACCCUGCUGGCCAGGACCUGGUCAGAGAGUUCCUAACACAGUAUUUUGCUAUAUUUGACUCAGAGUCAAGGCAACCGUUAUUGGAAGCCUACCAUGAGACUGCUACGAUGUCCAUGGCAGCAAACUAUCUCAGCAAUGAUAACAGAAAUGCACCUACUAAUAGAUUGAACGCAUACAUAUCAAACAGUCGAAAUUUAGUUAGAAUAACAGAAAGAGAAUCAAGAAGAAGAUAUUUACGGACGGGGAGAUUGCAAGUCGUCUCAUUCCUCUCAGAUCUGCCCAAAACUAAACAUGAUUUAAUGAGUUUUGCAGUGGAUUUACUCGUUUUCACGCCAGCGAUGAUAGUUCUAACAAUGAAUGGAGUGUAUAAAGAGACAACUGUAGCCGGUAACCCUUCACGAUCCUUCCACCGGACAUUCGUCAUAGUACCCAACAGUGCUGGAGGCUUCUCUAUCACAAAUGACAUGCUCUUUAUCUCUAACACUACAAGGGAACAGGAGGAUGCGUCGAGUUCCUCAGCGGGGGGUGUGGCCGUGCCCGGUCCCGCCUCCGCUCCUGCUCCCGCCCCCGCGCCCGCUCAUGACGAAACGCAGCGAGCCAUUCUGGCCACUCUGAGCCAGCACACGGGCAUGAACGAGCACUGGAGCAUCAAUUGUUUACAAGAAACCGGUUGGGACUAUCAGCGAGCAUUGUUCAUCUUUAACCAACUACAAUCAGAAGGCAAAAUACCACCUGAGGCCUUUGUGAAGUGAACAAAUUGACUCUUUAUCUGGGCAGUGCCUUUGUUAAUAAAAACUAUUUUAUAAAUUCAAUCAAAAUAUUCUUGUUUUGAUUAAGAUUAAGAAGACAGAAGAGGAACAGCAUGUAAAGAAUCUAAAAUCAAAUAAAAAAAAAAAGAUUAAAAACCGCCAAAAAAAUAAAUGGCUGGUAAAAUUAAAAAAAACUUAAUAAUAUUUCCGAAAUUAAUAUCUCAAAUAUUUUGGUAUGAGUGAAUUAUUUACAGUAAAGCUAAACAUACAAAACUAAAAAUAAUAUUAUUGUAUACAAUUUAUUCAUUAGUUAGAUGUUUGAUACAUUUUGUUUUGGUUUAUUAUAAUUAUAUUGUGUAAUGAUACUAAUAUUAUAUGAUAUUCUUUCCAGCAUUUGCAUGUAACAUUGUCAAAUUGUAAAUGUAUAAAAGAAUUAUGAAACAUUAUGUAAAGUAAAAUUUGUAUAAUUUUACUUUUACUUUGUAAUGUAAUUCCAAUUAUUUAUUUAUUAUUAUUACAGACUUCAGAAUACACCAAUUAUUAAUAGUUUGAAAACAAAUAUAUGAAAUUGUGAGAGCAGGGUUUGAAGAUAAAACAUCUUAAAACAAGUGUUUAAUCAAACGCUGCUUAUUAUCUGAAAAGUUUAUUAUUGUUAUAUUCUACACUCAUACCAAAUUAAGAUAAAAAAUUGGAAACAUUUAUAGUACUGACUGCGAUUACUAUUUACUAUGAAUAGAAUCGAAUUAGUUUUCGCAGUUAACACUAAUGAUUUUUGUUUGUAAAUAUGGUGUAUGUAUCGAUGUAUGAAUUUAAUAAUUGUCUAUUGGACUUAUGUAACUUAAAAACCAGACUGCAGUGUAAAAUAAGUAUUUUAUGUAUUGUACACACUGUGGUCAAUUAAAUUUGAAUAGUUAGGAAAUUGUUGUUAAAGCUUAAGAAAUAAAAUAAUUUGAUAAAUCUUUUACAAAUUGUAAAAAUAUCAUAAAAGUGAAAAUAUUGUAGUAGAUCAGAAAAACGGAAGUUAUUAUUGUUUGUGUUAUUCAAUGUACCAUGUGUACUGUAAAAUUCAUACUUCUUAAAAUGUGUUACUUUUUUUUCGAUUUGACAAAGAGAAUUGUAGACCUCUAAUUUCGUUUUAGAAAUAAAAAUAGAUUAAGUCAAUCAUAUGUUCGCUGUGGGAUCUGGGUUUAAAAGGCGCAGGUUAAUUCAAGAGCGUUAGUCCUAAAAUGGCCGGUUGCGUGGUAUCCGUUGACAUAUUUUUGACACUUGGUUGUUUAACCUCAUGGUAUAAUUAUGGCGUGAGUGGAACUCGCCUCGGAAUAGACGGCGGAUCCCCUUGGAUAGAUUUCUUGUGGGCUAGCCGUCUUGUUAUCGAUAGUAUCAUGGUGUCGUCACGGUGCUUUACUUGGCCGUGGCUGAAGGAUGGCUCAGUCCUGCACUGUAUUGGGGUUGUGUUUAGGGAUGACUUCUAAUUUCCUAGAAUGAUUACGAGUUAAGAAAAUAAAGUUUUAUUUUUUAA